AUGGACCGCAAGCCUUCCGAUCGACCAGACAGUUCAAAUUGCCUUAACUUGCCAGAGGAAGACCCGGAAACUUCUGGCAACAGGAGGCAACAGCCACGCCGCGCUGCUGCGGGCGACUCGGCGGGCAGGGCGGGUCCCGGGCGAGGGCAGGCGACGGGGCCCCGACUCCCCGGUCCGCGCCGCCGUCCCCGCCGCCCCGCGCCCGGGACCCGCCUACCUGUUGUGCCCGGGGAUCCCCGCCCCGCCCCGCCGCAGCCCAGCCCCGCGCCCGGCCGCCGCCGGGACCCCGUCCCCUCCGCCGUGCCCGGGCCGGGUCCGCAGUCUCCGCCCCGCGCCCACCGGGGUCGCGCGCCGCCCGGCCCAGCCGCCCGCCCCGCCCCGUCGCGGGCCCCGGCUCACACGCGUCCCAGCGGUGCCACGUUGGCGGCUCCGCGACGGCCCAGCGGCGCCCGCCUCACCGCAGGCGACUGCGGGGCCGAGCCGGCGGGCGGGGCUGACAGCGCGGCGGGAGCGGCCAUUGGGAGGGCGCGGCCCCUCCCGCGCCCAGGCCCGCCAGCCGCCCGCCGAGCCGCGGAGCGCGCCCUGGGCAGGCGUGACCACUCCAGCGCCGAGAGAGCGAUGGGGCCCCUGAGGCCCAGGUCGCGCCCGGGACGGCGGGCUCGCCGGGAGGUUCCGGCCACAGCUAUUUUUGCCUGUUUUCGUCGCCAGCCGGAAUUUACGAUUGCGGCUUUGCGGCUUCGAAGGCGAAGGCGCCACAAGAGCCUGGAAAAAUUCAGGCAGGGCCAAAGCUGUGGGAGGAUUCGACGGAACCUCGCCCGGAGAAGGGGCUGAAGAACCUUGAUGGAAACCAAGCUUACAGGAAGGUUGCCGACGUAGAAGAAAAAGAUUGUUCCCCUGAACCGUUCUGAGAUUUAAGUUGCAAACGUGAUGCCACACUGCCCCUGGGCACCUUCCACAUGGUCACGGCAACUGCCUUAGCCACACUCCGUGGGAUACAUUCGCUUUGCUGGUUGUCUCAAUACUGUUCUUUAUAAGUAAAGCUCUUCAGUUUUAACAUAAACGUUCUAGGUACUUGCGAUCGAUAUCUUCAACCUUAGUCUUUGAUUUUUGCAAUACUGUUGAAGAUUAUUAGCUCCUGUUUUUACAGAAAGGCCUUUAGUUUGAGUCUGUCUGAUAGUUGUGAUUAGAUGUAAACUAGAUAUCUUUGAGGACUCUCACAAGUAAUUGUGUGUUCAUCUGUGUCUGUGUUUGCUUUUUCAUUUCUUCCCACCAAAUUGGGGAAAAAAGUUAUUUUCCGUCUUUGUAAUUAGUGUGUAUUUUCUGAGGAAACUUCCUUGAAACUCUCCUGUUUCAAGGUACUCUAAGUAACCUUGUUUAGAAAUUUAUUAUUUAUAUUCCUGUAUCUAGAGGUUUUUACUUCAUUAAGUUGGUUAUAGUUUGCUUCCGUUAUUUACUUAUGUUUUACAACUAUAUAUUUGUGUGUGGGCAUGUGUGCAUGCAGUUCCCACAGGGGCCAGAAGAGGGCAUCAGAUCUCCCAGAACUGGAGUUACAGGCAGUUGUGAGCUCCCUGGAGUUCUGGGAACUGAACUAGGGUCCUCUGCAAGAGCCCUGAGUGUUUGCCUUUCUUUUUUGUUUUUUGUUCCU
Messenger RNA from Meriones unguiculatus (Mongolian gerbil), 1645 nucleotides. Its product is annotated as basic proline-rich protein-like. The transcript is spliced from 3 exons. Lineage: Eukaryota; Metazoa; Chordata; Mammalia; Rodentia; Muridae. The coding region runs from base 1 to 831 and encodes 276 amino acids. The record is from RefSeq and is a predicted model, not a curated record.